This is a messenger RNA of Coregonus clupeaformis (lake whitefish), 2236 nucleotides long. Its product is annotated as calcium/calmodulin-dependent protein kinase type II subunit alpha-like. The transcript is spliced from 5 exons. Lineage: Eukaryota; Metazoa; Chordata; Actinopteri; Salmoniformes; Salmonidae. Gene Ontology annotation, molecular function: calcium/calmodulin-dependent protein kinase activity; calmodulin binding. The record is from RefSeq and is a predicted model, not a curated record. Gene Ontology annotation, biological process: protein phosphorylation. The coding region runs from base 373 to 744 and encodes 123 amino acids.
GUAACAUUAUGGGCAUUUAGGUUAAAACAUGUGCUUAUACUGUGAGUCUAAUUAUUGACCUUUCGGUUGUUGUCUGGAAGCUAUAAAUGAAAGGUGUGUCAGCUGACCACUGCAUGUCUUAAGAUAGAGUGUGGUCACUGAGCGGAGGUCAAACUAACAUCACAAACUGUAGUUCAAAGUGUAUUCAUAUUGUAGAGGAGAGGACUUAUGAUAGAUAGGUGGAGAUCAUAUCAUUUCUAAAAUACAUCUAGAGCAUUUGUCAUCCAUUUAGUUCAAGGAAUAGUCAACUUUGGUACUUGUGGUUGGGUGUUCACACCAAGCAAUGUGUGACAUAAAGAAGUGUUCUCUCCCUGACACGCCAGCAGAAGAUAAAUGAUCCCCCUGAUAAUAAUAGUUCUGGUGGACACAUCAGAGCUGUUUUCUUCAACAUACACAAUACUGCAGGAAAAGUAUUCCCACAUGCAACAAGUAAACAACAGAAGGUUAUGCAUAGAAACAGAGACACACUCACUGUGGUCUAAGAACAGUAAGCCUGUCCACACCACCAUCCUGAACCGCCACAUCCACCUGGUCGGGGAGGAAGCUGCUUGCAUCGCGUACAUCCGUAUCACACAGUAUAUCAACACCAACAGCAUACUGCGCACCGCCCAGUCUGAGGAGACACACAUCUGGCAUCGCCGUGACGGCAAGUGGCAGAUAGUCCACUUCCACCGCUCUGGAUCACCCUCCGCCAUCACCAACUGAACUCCAGAGCAGGAGGGUUUGAGUGAGACGUCUCUCUGAGUGAAACCGGUGGGUGACCAGCCGGCUGCGUGGGGACACAGAGGGAUGCCCACCGACCAAUCUGAGGACGAACAAGCUUACCCUCCCACCCGGCCUCCCACAUCUCAACUCUUUACUUGAAAUCAGUUUACGCCUCCUCUCAACUCUGUAAGAAGCAAAUCGCAUUAAUGUCCAACCCCGCCCCCUCGACCAAAAAACACCACAGCACCACCCCUAAUCAUCUUCCCAUCCCCUAAAGCACUUGCAGUAAUGGACACCUCCAGUUUUCUUACACUUUAGCAUUAAAUUCAGUUAGGAUUACAGUACACUACACCGCUGCACACAGCCAUACUGUUUAUUCUCUGAACUCGGACAUGAAAGCUAUGAUUGAAACAUUAAAGAUGUACCGUGUAUCGUUGAAGGGGAAUUAUAAGGCCAAAAUAUCUAUAUGUUUGUUAACUUGAAACACAUUGGAUCAUGAGAUGUGGGCAAGCAUUUACAAAGCGUGAAAUGUUCUUUUUGAUUCUGAACGUCUCAUGGUGUAUUCCAGAUUGAUAAUCCACUACCACAUGAUCAUGGCGCCUCAAGAACACAAUUAACGUAGACAACAGAGGAAACCAUACUUUCCCCUCACAGGUUUAAAUUAUUAAAUGGCUGACCGUUGGUCUGAAUAGCCACUUACCUCAUGUGAUGAUAUAACUAGGGUAGCAAACUGCCAUUUCUGAGCUCAACACUGCUCCCUAAACAAUCCUCCCUCAACAAUUCUCCCUCAACACAUCUCCCUCAACACUUCUCCCUCAACAAUGCUCCCUCAACAAUGCAGUACAUUAAUAUUAAUAAUAACAUCAAGAGUCCAGUCAGAAAUAGCAAGUAAUCAAAGUAAUAGUAACAUAAAUAUGUACAUAAUAGAACAUAAUACUGGUUGUGGGAGGAGCAUCAAAGCACUUCUUUAGGUUCUUCCAAUCAGGACUGUGGGUAUUUACCAUAUAUCUUCCCCACUGUUUAGUGUUGUCAAUACAAUCCCCCUCUUGCUUGUUAGAGCAGUUUAACUUACUUGCAACAGACAGUGUAAACUACAGUAUUCUGCCUAUUUCAGAGUAAGAAGCUAUUUAUAACAGACCACUAACACUGCCCCAGGAUGUUCUGCAAUAAGUUAGAUUGGUGUUUUUACACUAAAUGGUGUGUUCUUCUUAUAAAGAUUUGUUGUGGAUUUAAAAAAUGACAAUGAAUUUGAGUGACUUUGUUUUAUUGAUGCGUCCCAUUCCCUCUAUGUCUUCACUCUCCAGUGUUAACAUCUCUGUUUAUUGCAUGCAAGUGUAUAAAUGAGCAGUGGAUCUCUCUGCUUGUGUUUCCAGUUCUCAUUAUGGUACUGUAUAGGAGGAGCACAGCAUUUUUAUUUAUUUAUGUAUUAUUUAUACAUUUAUAGGGGACAAUGCACAUUACUCAACAUCAAUAUAACAAUAAUGCAACAUCC